UAUAAUUAUUACAGUAUUUGAAAGUGUUAGGUUAGGACUUAAGUACAAACCUCUAAAAAGUUUAUGUUAUGCAAAUUUUAGUGAAACUGUCAUAUAUGUUUGCUGGACCAGCAAAGGCAAUGGAUAUCGAUAAAGGCAAUGAAAAAUACGAAGAAAUACUGCAGCAAGGCAUAGAUUCCCAGAAAGAAUUGCAAAAAGAAUUAACCACCUCGUUAGGUCUAGUACGUACAGCAAUGAGAAAAUUUGGUUGGACAUGUGAUUCAAAGGAUGCAUUUGCCUUGACUGGCUUUUUAGAAAUUCAACAAGAGAGAAUAAGCCUAACUAGUGAAGCUAUAAUUCUAUCUAUGAAUCUUGUAUUAAAUCCAGACUAUACAAAUUAUAGAAAUUCUAAACUGAUGUGUCGUUUGAAGGGUGUGUACAGAAGUAUAUUACACCCAGAUGAGUUUACAGUAGAAGCUGAAGUUGUUGAUGAUAAGUGUCAUCUAACUGGUAUAGACAACAAAUUACACGAAAUCAGUGUCUUUGGGCUUGACCUAUCAGAAACACAUCAUUAA
Messenger RNA from Adelges cooleyi (spruce gall adelgid), 554 nucleotides. RefSeq lists its product as uncharacterized. NCBI's taxonomy places the organism in Eukaryota, Metazoa, Arthropoda, Insecta, Hemiptera, Adelgidae. The coding region runs from base 69 to 554 and encodes 161 amino acids. The transcript is spliced from 6 exons. The record is from RefSeq and is a predicted model, not a curated record.